Molecule: messenger RNA, 6272 nt
Organism: Leopardus geoffroyi (Geoffroy's cat)
Lineage: Eukaryota; Metazoa; Chordata; Mammalia; Carnivora; Felidae
Gene: SAMD11
Product: sterile alpha motif domain containing 11
Exons: 14
Coding region: 1-2805 (934 amino acids)
Biological process (GO): positive regulation of transcription by RNA polymerase II
Molecular function (GO): DNA-binding transcription activator activity, RNA polymerase II-specific; RNA polymerase II cis-regulatory region sequence-specific DNA binding
Source: RefSeq, a predicted model, not a curated record
AUGCCCACCACCCACCGCCGCUGUGCCAACACUCCUACCCAGAGCCGCCACUCAAGCAGGCAGUCCCAGAUCACCGAUCCCCCAUCGGCUAGGAGCCCACUCCGGGUCCUGGGCCCGCCCCCUCCCCACGUGCAGUCCCGGACUCCAGCUGCGCCCAGCGACUCCCUCAACAAUGGCGCGCAGCUUCUCGCUGGCAUACGCCCCUUCGCACACCCGGGACUCCCUUUCUCCUAUCCUCGUCCACUCGGGAAUGAGGCAAGGCGGAUAGGGCGGGCGCGCGGCCAGGCGACUCCUGGGCCCCCGGCCCUCGAGCUCCAACUCCAGCCCGGGCCCAAGCAAGUUGCGCCGGCGGCGGAGAGCCGGGCUGCAGGGCCACCGGCCCGCCAUGCCGGCGGUCAAGAAGGAGCUCCCAGGCCGCGAGGACCUGGCCCUGGCUCUGGCCGCCUUCCGUCCGACCCUGGCCGCACUACCACUGCCGCCGCUCCCAGGCUACCUGACACCACUGCCAGCUUCGGCCGCCCUGCCCCCGGCCGCCUCGCUACCCGCCGCGACCGCCGGCUACGAGGCGCUGUUGGCUCCGUCACUCCGCUCGCCGCGCGCCUACCUGAGCCUACACGAGGCCGCCCCGUACCUCCACCUGCCCCGGGACCCCCUGGCCCUCGAGCGCUUCUCUGCCACUGCGGCCGCAGCACCGGAUUUCCAGCCGCUGCUCGACAACGGCGAGCCGUGCAUCGAGGUGGAGUGCGGCGCCAACCGCGCGCUCCUUUACGUGCGCAAACUCUGCCAGGGCAGCAAAGGUCCGUCCAUCCGCCACCGCGGGGAGUGGCUCACACCCAACGAGUUCCAGUUCGUCAGCGGCCGGGAGACGGCCAAGGACUGGAAGCGCAGCAUCCGCCACAAAGGAAAAAGUCUGAAGACGCUUAUGUCCAAGGGGAUUCUGCAGGUGCACCCUCCGAUCUGCGACUGUCCAGGCUGUCGAAUAUCCUCCCCAGUGAACCGGGGCGGCUGGCAGACAAGAGGACGGUUGCCCUCCCCACUGCGCGGGUCCUAAAGAAGGAGCUGACCACCAGCUUCUCGGCCAGUGAUGGUGACAGCGAUGGGAAUGGCCCCGCCUAUGGGCAGCGGCCAGGCUUGAAGCAGGAGGACGCCCCACAUGUCCGUAUCAUGAAGAGAAGAGUCCACACCCACUGGGACGUGAACAUCUCCUUCCGAGAGACGUCCUGCAGCCAGGACAGUGACCUGCCCACCCUCAUAUCCAGCGUCCAUCGUAGCCGCCACCUCGUUAUGCCCGAGCAUCAGAGCCGCUGUGAAUUCCAGAGAGGUGGUGUGGAGAUCGGCCUGGGAGCUGCAGGUGACCUGUUGGGCAAGAGGCCAGGCCGCACCCCCCACGUCAGCGGUGAGUGCCCACUGGAGAAGAAGGCACGAAGCAAGCCACCCCAAGAGACUCUGUUGCUGCCAGAACUAGGGCCAAGCAUGGCCCCUGAGGAUCACUACCGCCGGCUUGUGUCUGCCCUGAGUGAGGCCGGCACCUUUGAGGACCCGCAGCGUCUCUACCACCUGGGCCUCCCCAGCCACGAUCUCCUGAGGGUCCGGCAAGAGGUGGCAGCGGCAUCUGUGAGGAGCCCCAGUGGCCUGGAAGUCCACUUACCCUCAUCCACGGCAGGUCAGCGCCGAAAGCAGGGCCUGGCUCAGCACCGAGAGGGCACCGUGCCAGCUGGCACCCCAUCCUUCUCAGAGAGGGAGCUGUCGCAGCCGCCCCCCUUGCUGUCGCCCCAGAAUGCCCCUCACAUCGCCCUGGGCCCCCACCUUCGGCCUCCCUUUUUGGGGGUGCCCUCGGCCCUGUGCCAGACCCCAGGUUACGGCUUCCUGCCCCCUGCCCAGGCGGAGAUGCUCGCCCGGCAGCAGGAGCUCCUGCGGAAGCAGAACCUGGCCCGACUGGAGAUGUCGGCAGAGCUGCUGCGUCAGAAGGAGCUGGAGAGCGCGCACCGGCCGCAGCUGCUGGCGCCCGAAGCCACCCUGCGCCCCGCCGACGGCGCCGAGGAGUUGCAGCGGCGCGGGGCCAUGCUGGUGCUGAGACACAGCUCCGCGCCGCUGCUGGCCCUGCCCCCCCAGGGACCCCCGGGCCCCGGCCCACCCACCCCUCCCCGGGAGCCUGUCCGCCGAGCCCCUCGGAAGGGGGGACCCAGCCCUGCCUCAGCCCACUCCAGUGAGUCCAAGGAGACCACGGGGGCUGGGCUCUGGGCACAAGAUGGCUCUGAGGAUGAGCCCCCAAAGGAUUCAGAAGGAGAGGACCCUGAGAUGGUGGCCGCCGGGGGCCAGGGCCCCACCCUGGGCCAAGCCCCAACUGGACGGGCCAGCCCUGAGGGGAAGGGGCUUCUCUCAGGGUCCAUGCUGCCCCCUCCACUGCCCCUGGGCUUACCCUACGCCGUCAGCCCCUACUUCCACACAGGUCUUCAGAGAACAGGGGAUCGACGGGGAGACCUUGCCCCUGCUGACAGAGGAGCACCUCCUGACCACCAUGGGGCUGAAGCUCGGGCCUGCUCUCAAGAUCCGGGCCCAGGUGGCCAAGCGCUGGGCCGAGUCUUCUACAUGGCCAGCUUCCCUGUGGCUUUGCCACUGCAGCCACCAACACUACGGGCCCCAGAGCGGGAGCUCACCUCUGGAGAGCAGGCCCUGUCCCCAGCAUUGGCCCCUUCCCCCUAUGGUGGGGGGCACCCCCCUGCUGGGAGAGCCUCGCCCAAGCAAGAGAAUGGAACUGUGGCUCUACUCCCAGGGCCUGCAGACCCCUCCCAGCCUCUGUGCUAACCUGGUGGGUGGACCACCCUAAGCCCUAAGCCCUUCGGUGCCAGCAGCUCUGAUACAAAGGACCCACUCCACAGCUUCUCUUCCUUUUGGUUUUGGAUGCAAAAACAAAAGAUUUUUUUAAAGGAAAACAUGACAUCAAAGGAAAAGAGUUUCUGAAACUUUCUGGGAGUAGAGUCAGGUGCAGACAGCCUGGGGACCCAAACCUGAGCCCAGGCACAGGGACUCUGCAUCCUGGGGACCUGCAGACAAACCAAAGAAUGACAGAGGAGGCGGAGAAGGCACAUCAUGCCACACUGGCCUUGGCCAUGCCUGCUGGCUCGCUCUGGAACCGGGACAGUUCUCUGCGAGAUUCUCAGCAUCCUGCCAUCGGGUGAGAGGUCAGGGCAGAGUCCCACUCCAGACCAGCUUCCCUCACGGGGCUGAUGUAUCUAACCCAGCAGUGCGGUAUGCACCGUGGGCAGGCUCCACGGUGCUGGUUUCCAUCCCCACAGCCGCCACUCCAGGGAUCUGCACAGGGCUCGGUACUUUCUGGUCUUUCAUGUUGCGAAAAUAAAGCCCGGUCCACCAUCUACUGCCCUCCCCCGCACUGCGCAGGCCCUGGCCUCGGGUCUCAGCACCGGCCAAGAAGACACAAGCCUGGCUGCCUGGUAAGGUGGGAACACUGCACGGCAGUCCCCGCAGGCCCCGCCCCAGGCCGGCAGCCCUCAAUCCUCCUCAGAGAGCUGUAGCUCCUCCAACUCAUCCUCUGGUCCCUGGGCCAGCCGCCACAGCUCCCCGAGGUGCAGCCCCGCCUCUGUGUCUGGGUCUCCAUCUGCAGGGAGAGACCGAGGCUACAUAAAUUCUGCUUUAUCGGGAAGAAGCCAGCCUUGGAGAUUACUCAUCACUAAUUAAUCACAGCCCUAAUUAAUUUAUUGGUGCCACUGUUACUGGCUGCCAGAGCCAGCGGGAACGGAGCAGCUGGCGUGGCAACCUCAAGGAGGGGUGUGAGCCCAGCUUAGAGCCAUUCUCCCACCCAAUGGCCCCUCCCACCCACCGACGAAGUGACGCCCACGACAGCCUUGGGUUCCUGAACAGACAGGUUCAAAGGGCUACAGCACCACCCCUCACUCCCAGGAAUCACUCACCCUUUGAAUUGCUGACUUCCUCUUGGCUGCUAAGGCUGCCAUCCUCCUCCUGCUUUUCCUCCUCUACCCUCUGCCAAGCUCUCGGGGACCCAGGCAUCCCUGGGGACCAAAAGAGCCCAUGGGAGUAAGCCCACCAGCAAAUACAUACUGGGGACAGCUAAUGUAGGAGGGUGGGCCAGGCUCAGAAGCCCGUACCCACCCACCCUUCCCUCAGGCCCCCUUCAUACAGGUGGAAAGGAUUCAGAAGUGUCCAGCCAAUAGUACAGGUGAGGGAAUAAGGUCUUGGGACACGUGUCCCAACUCUGGGAGGCCCUCACCUCAAAGCAAGUGAAGUGGUGGGAGAAGGGGCACCGCAAACGUGAGCAGCCAGGGGGAAGCAGGCACCCUCUUCUGGUCCCAGGAGACGUGUCAGGAAGCCUUCCAGGGCCACCUACCCCUUCCCCACAGGGAGCUCAGGCUCAGGAGUCCAGGCCCCUACCUCUCUCUGAGAAACCCAUGGUACUGUCUUCCUCGUCACUGUCCAGAUCAAAGAGGUCCUUAAAUUCCACUCUGUCUUCAUCCUUAUUGCCUCCCACUUUCCGCCGCUUUAUCUCUGGGAAGUUCAAGUCUUCCAGCUGCAAAGACCCAAAACCAGAGUAGUGAGGGUGGUCUGGCGGCCAUGAGAGAACCCACCUGGCCCAAUCCCCAACCCACCAUGUCUCAGCCCUGGGCCCCACCCUCCACUUCAAGGCUUAGCUCACAGCCACAGCUGGGUCACAUCAUGCGUCAUGCAGCAAGAGCCUUGACCGCAGCUACUGUCCUUCCCUCCCGUUCCCAAAGACAGACUUUACCCAAACCCAGCAUCCUGUUCCCUUUUCCAUUUCCCUUCAGGCCUUGCCUCCCAACCCGUCCCCCACACAGACUCUGCUUGGCCAACUUGGCCAGACAUCGCUGGGUAGGACUCCUGGACAGCCACCCUGCCAGGCAGGUGAGGGGGCCCCAGCCACGCACACUGGCCACUAAGUACCAUCAAAAGCAUAGUUACACCCACUGGCUGAAGGCCCAGCUAUAGCCCCCCCCCCACCCCCACCACCUUUGUGUCUCCACGUCUUUAGUCAUCACGUCAUGGGAUUGCAGACCCAUGAUACCAGGACAGGGAUACAGUCACAGGCAUGCCACUCAGCACGAAACUGUCCCCUCAAGUCACACCAUGCCACACCCACUGGCACAGCUCCUCCUGCCCCUCCCUGCCUGCCCUCCUGGUGUCCACAGGCUGGCCUGAGAAAUAAGGUCAGUCUGGCCACUUAUUCCCCCAAAAUCCCCAGCCCAGUCAGGCCUGACAAGGCGUAAGGACCUCCUCCUGGAGGUCAUGAGAGAAGCCCCCUGGUCACCCAGUAAUGCAUGAGGUCUGCCCCUCCAGAGCAGCCCCAGGACAGGCUGCAGCUGGGAACAGGCCCCAACCGUCCUAGUGACCUCGUCCCUGAGACUAUUUCCUCCCACAAGCCCCCUUCCCCACUCUGGUCUUAAAGUCAGAGCCAGGGUGCUAGACCCUGGUCUCAGAACACACCAGGUGGUCAUGCCCACAUCCCCGCUCCGAGCCUCCCCUGCAGACAUACCCGCUCUUUGCCACUGAUCUCCAGCUGGAUCUCUCGCUCUCUCAGCUUCCGCCACUGGCUAUAGUACUUGGUGAGAGGUGUCCCCUCUUCUCGGGUCUGCUUCUCCCAGGUGUCCUAUGGGGAGAGUUUCAGGAUCGUGUCCACCCUGGGGAAACCUCCAAACCCCAGCCCUGCACUGACCAGUGCCCUCAGGCAGUGCUGCCCCCCCCACCCACCCAGACACCAGCUCCCAACUGACCACUGCAUGCUGGUCAGCCACACCGAAGGAGGCCCUCUGGCGGCGACUGCAGAUAUACUCAGCGUUCUCCUGCACCUUCUCUAGCAGCUGGCGUAGCUGCCGACAGUAGUUGGCCACCUUGCAUUCCCGGAGGAAGGAUUUCAACUGCAAAAGGAAGGGGGGGGGGGCCGGGGGGGGGGCGCGGUGCUCAGCCUAGGUCCAGGCACAGACCAUGAUCUGCCGGGAUCACACAUGACCACAGGGAGGUGAUGGGGGAGCAGGAAACGUGUGUCUCACAGCCCGAGGGCACACAGUUGGGGAACGGGGCAGUUACGUCGGUGUGGGGUGGGGGCCGCGGCGUGGUGCCGCAUGACCCCUGUUGUCUGGGCCCUGUGGGGGCUGGAGAGCAGACGGCCCACCCUACGGGCCGGGCAGAGGAACAGGCGGCAUGGAUCUACCCUCCAGGGCACAUCCCACCCUCAGCCUGUCUGUGUAAAUAAAGCUGUAUUGAUACACAUCCACACUCCUUCA